ACGUCAUCAGAGCGCGACAGCUUCAAAAUCGGGCGCAGUGUAAACAGUAGCUAGCAGUGCUGCAGGUAUCAGGUCCAUAUUUAGCGGCUGAUAAGAUCAAUAAGCGGUGUUAUAACAGGUGUUAGACUGACACCAGACAGCGGGAGCUCCAGGAGCUGAAGCCUUGAUGCACAGCUGUUAUUUCACCGGCUGACGCGGUGCUGAAGCGGUCUGAGUUUUCGCCGUUAGCCGUUAGCAGUGAGCGUUGACGGUGCUGAUGGAGGAGCUGCCGCAGCUUCCACCUGAAGUUUGGGUCUAUGUGUUCAGCUACCUGACCACGGAGGAGAAGCACACGGUCCGCGCCGGCUGCAGGCACCUGAGGAGGCUCAUCGACCACCCGUGCCUGUGGAGGGACUACACGGUGGUGCUGUCCGACCUCCGCCGCUACACCUACGGCUUCUGGGACACCCUGCGCCAUCGCAAGCUCACCCGGGUGGCGGUGCGGCACCUGCGGCGCAAAGAGUGGCGACGGCUCGUCAGGUUCCUGCCGACCCUCACCGCCAUCGUGUUCGUGGACGGGGGGCGGCUGUACAAGGAGAAAUACCUGGACAACUUGUCCCGGUUCCCGGACUUGAGGGACCUCGGGGUGCGCAAUGCCACCUGGGACGAGCCGAUGCUCGGGAGCAGCCUGAGCACGCAGCUGCACGAGAGGCUGACUCACCUGAGCGUGUGUAACGUCCGGCUGCCCUGCACGGUGGAGUUUAUUAACACGGUGUCGCAGCUGGUCAACCUGCGGUACCUGCUCUUCCACCAGCAGGGGGAGGGCUACGGGCUGGACACGGUGAGGCCGGUGCCCUGCAGCGUCUUCCACAACCUCAUGCUGAGCCUCAAGAAGCUGAAGCACCUGUCCUGGGGGAUGAGGGGGGAGCCGCCGGAGCCGCUGCCCGACGACUACCUCAGCCCCCCGGACCCAGACCACCCAGGAGCGUCUCGGUACGGCGGCCCGGCGCUGACCACUUUAGAGUUGGUGGAUUACCCAGAAACCAUCCUGCCAGAGAACGCACUGAGGAGCCUGACCUCGCUUAGGUCGCUAACUGUCCGCUACAGGUACAUCAGAGAGGGCAUCGAGUGCCGCCUCACCUCCUGGCUGAGUCCCCUCCAACAGCUGGAGACACUCACCAUCAUCGGUGGGAACUCUCUCGCCACCUACACGACCACCAUCCCCUCCAGUGUGACCAGGCUGACGCUGCGUGUGGCCAUAACUCUGAAAGACAUGGACUCCAUCGCACCUAAAGUCCCGGCACUUGAGCACCUUGACAUCGAGCAGAACCGCUCCAGUGGCAGCCUCUGUAGACGGAUCCCUAUGUUGUUUCCUCAGCUCAGGACGCUCAGGAUACGAUUUUUCCGCAGAGAACCAGAGAAGGACCUGCUGAGCCUCCACCGGCUGCGACACCUGGUGCAGCUGGAGCUGCUGGUGGAGCGCUCCUUCAUCCUGAGGGAUUACCUGAACGGUCACCCCUGGCCCAGCCCCUGCGUACAGGAGCUCAUCAACCAGCUGCGAGAGCUGUCCGAGAACAGGAUCACUGUCAUCACGACGAUGCGCCAGCGAAAUCCGCUGCGAGAAUGUGACUGUGUGUGGGAGGGCGACUGAGGAGCCGGAGGAAACUGUGGACUUUAUUCCUCGUGAAGAUAAAGACAGUCGCCACCAGUCAGGAACAGACGGUUGAAAUACAAGGUAUUAAAAAGGUGAACAGACAGAAAGGAGGUGACUGAAGGUCUUUGUUGAUUCUUUGGUUCUUUGAUUAUUAUAUUUAUGGCCUAAAAAUCACAAAUAUAAUAAUUACAACAGUUACUGGAUGAUGAAUCAAAGAUCAGAGCAGUGGCUGCCAUCUUUUUGGCUCGAGGCCCUUUGAAAACAAAGCACUUAAAUCCAGUAGUGACCCCCGAUUCCAGGGUGCACAAAAGUUUCAAACCAUGGCAUCAACAAAUAGAGGACGACUGCUAAUAAAAGCCUGGUAAGAAACAUUAAAAGGUGUUUGAAAUUACCUGUAAAACUCUCAUGGCAAAACAAAGUCUCUGUCCUCCCUCUGAUUAAUGGACUUAAACAUGAAGCGCCUGCAGGAAGUUCCACUGAUGAUCGAGAAAACCUGUAAAGUGGAAAGACUGAAAUGAAUUGUAAAAUCAAACUAGAGUGUGAUUGUUGGACUGAUGGCAUUAAUUAGUAAACUGUACAUUUUUCUGAAUUGUAAAGGCAGCAGGAACACAUGUAGGACGCUUUGAGUUUGUAUUACCAAGAACAAGUUGCAUUUAGAAAUGUGAAAUCUAAUUUAAGGCAGGCUCAGAUGAAGGCCAGCAUUAUUCUAGUAUUAUUAAAUAAAACCCAGUAGACUUGAGUCAGUUUUGGGGAGAUCAGGGCAGCACUUUUUAUUUCUCUACUUUAUGUGUUUCAGCGGCUUUAGGCUGCAGCUUCUCAUUUCCCCCUGUGCAGUUUCAUUAGUGUCUGUAUGUUUAAAGCCCCAUGAAUCAAUACAGUAAGUAUAUUUUACAAGGUGCGUCACUGAAUGCACCGCCAACUGUCCCCUCAAAAUAUUAAUGUAGGUGUCCUGACUACUCUGAUUUUUCAGAGCAUUUUUUGGGGUCGUGUUUUAUUUAUAUUCAAAAGAAUUUACUUGUCGCUUCAUGAAGAAACUACCUAAUUUUCUUCGUUAAAAAACUUGAAUGGCCACAUGGCUCCAAGAGUGAUGACUGUACGUGGCAUGAAUUUUCGUAUAAAAAGGAAACGGUUUAAAUUUUUUUAAGGCUUAAAGUUAUGUAUAUCUAAGGGCGUGACUGCUUUGAGUGACAGGUGGGUGAUGGAUAGAGUAUAGAUGUAGCCGUAGUAAAGUAAUUGUAAGGUUUUGGCCCCUAAAAAAGUCUUGUUUGCCAUUUGGUUGCACUAAGAGACCCUCUAAAGCAGGCAUGUACAAAGUCUGGCUGAAGGGCAAUCGUGGCCCAUUGACUAAUUUUUAGUUUUAUUUUAGUAGUUUGUUUUUUCUUAAAUAUACUAUAUGUGGCCUGCCACACAAUAGGAAGUUCCUUGAGCAUUUUUUCUGUUCACAAUGGCAGUACGUUCACACAGUUUGUUGACAUGCACCAAGUAGGAACUACGCAGGUGGAACUAAUGUGUUUCCAUAAACAGAUGGUAAACAAGCAAACAAAGGGUUACCUAAUAUUGCUUGAUAGGUAGCAGACGUGGCCACAGCAAAAACAUGUGAAGUCCAAAAUGAGAGAUGCUGCUUUCAGGAUCGGUGGAAAGUUAAACACUUUUUCACUGAAAGCAGAAACAGUUGUGUUUGUCUCAUUUGAAUGUGAUUUUUGUGAGUUUUUAAAAUAAGUGAUGGGUUUUUGUAGCUGGAUCCAACAAGAUGUUUGCAGUCAGUCUUUCAAGAAUGUCACUGAAUUAUUUUGUUUUCUCACAAAGCAUUAAAAUAGAAGUAUUUAAUGUGAGGUUAAACCGACAUGAAUGAUUAAUUUUCCUGUUUAAAACCAGAGCAAGUCUGUUUAUAGGUUAUGAUUUUGUAAAUAAACAGCCCUUUUUUGUAGCUUGGGAAUGAAAAAAAUGUUUUCUGACACAUCGGUUGGCUGACUGUGUUUUUAUUUUAUUUUUUUUUUAAGAUAUUUUAUUUUAUUUUUACCAUAAAUGUAGUUGAGGCACAGACUUCUCUGUUUGUUUCUCACUAAAUGGACCCAAACGUCUUUUCCUUUUUGCUUUGUUUCUGUCAUUGUCUUUAGAGUAGGUGUGAUAUCUGUGACAGUCUGACUGUAGUUGCAAACACAUGAAUGAAAUGAGCAGCAGAUUUUAAAGUGAUGCAGUCUAGCAGCCGUGCACAUGUACAAAGGAGCUGGGAGACUUGAAAGAGUGAUUUUGUUUGAGUGAUACUUGUGUUUCUUUUUUAAAGUGGAAAUAGGAA
This is a messenger RNA of Epinephelus fuscoguttatus (brown-marbled grouper), 3929 nucleotides long. RefSeq lists its product as uncharacterized. Gene Ontology annotation, molecular function: protein binding. The transcript is spliced from 4 exons. The record is from RefSeq and is a predicted model, not a curated record. NCBI's taxonomy places the organism in Eukaryota, Metazoa, Chordata, Actinopteri, Perciformes, Serranidae. Bases 257 to 1630 code for a protein of 457 amino acids.